GCGACGAUGUUCGCGCUAGGUGGGUGCGGGUCAAGUCCGCUACGACUUGCUGGCUACCGACCGACCAUGGACUCCCAGAGGGGCUCCCUCCUACCCCGGGACGGGGAGACCCCGGAAAAGGAGAUACAGCUGCGGGUGACCCCAUUGGAGCUGAAGUUUCUGGACGCGCUGGCCGGCAAGGUGUACCGCCUUCCAAUUACUGCACACAAUCUCGGCCGUUGCAACCAAAAGAUUUGGUUUCAGGAGCCGGCCAAACCACAGUUCAAACUGAUUUUGAACAAUCUGUAUAAAGAACUUGCUUCUGGACUUCAUAUGACAGCUAUGGUAGAAUAUCAUCCCGAUAAAGAUGAAGACACUUUUGACCAACUACUUAUUUCAAUAGGAAAUGAAACAAUAGAGAUCCCUCUAAUUGGGUUGAUUCCAUCUUGUCAGUUGGAAAUCGAGUCAGAAGUGAAUUUUGGCACACUGGUUACCAAUAGUAAAGUAUAUUGUAAAGAGGUUCAUAUCACUAACCAUGGCAGAGUUCCAGACCUUGUGGAAAUGGGGAGGUGGAAGGUUUGGGUUGUUUUGGAUUGUGGCUCCAAACCCAUCUGCAACGAAGACCUUGUUGUUCCUUCAGAAACAGUCAGGCUAAUUGCUGAUUGUAAAAAGGAUAAUGAUCCUUCACACAGGCAGGACUAUGCUGUCUUUUUGAGAUCUGAGUCUGUAGGAAGUAAAGAUGGAUUUUUGAGAGAUGAUAAUAAAAACAUCAAAAGUGAUCGAUUUCAGAACGUGGAAGUAGCAAUGACAGGCUCGGCACUUCGUGUCUUACUACAUUUUGGUCCAGGAAAGGUCCUUAAUUUUGCACCAUGUUUCAUGGGUGGACAUUCAGAGUGUCUGUGUUUUAUGCAAAAUCUGUCCAAAUCAAACCCUGUGAUGUACCAGUUUAAAAAAACUGCACAUUUUAAAAUUGAUCCUCAAAGGGGCAAGAUUGAUAAAGGAUGUAUCCAGCAUGAAGCCCUGGCCCUCCUUGCUGUGACUGCUUGCAGGAAUGGCUGGGUCCUGGAGCCUUCUAGGGCAGUGGAACCCAGGAGCCAGCGGUGGAAUACUCGUGAGCCAGCAGCUGCCGAUAGCAGCAAAAGCCCCACAGCUGGCAGAGCAGGGACGCAUCAGGCUGCCGCAGCCCCACCACCUCCUUGCAAGGUUUGGGCUCCGCGUGGGCACCGCCAGGCAGUAACGAGCUGGGCGCGCCUCGGGCAGCAUGGCUCAGCUCCUCGCGGCUGCAGCUGUGCUGACCGUAAACGUGCUCCAGCUCGGACAGGAGCGGGAUCCCCACUCGCCUGGGGAGCAGAGUGGCCAGGCUGCGCGCCGGCGGAAGAGGCUCUGCCCGGUUCAUUCAUUCCACAUCAAGUUGGAGUCUUUAAAGUGAAGCAGUUUAUAGACAUUAUUGGCCCAGUAUUAGAUGAAAAUUUGCAGUCUUUAUCACUGAAACCUUUUCACCGAGUAUAUUUAGAUGUCAACAGUGUCUGCAAACCUUGCACCAAGACAGUUGUGAUGAAAAUUAAUCCUGGUAUAUCCCCUUUGGUCAGUAAUCCUGCUGGACAGUUUGUGGCCAAAGACUUGACAACAUACAAGGACUGUGCACCUGUCGCAAUGCUGCAGUCAACCCUUACACGCAUUCACGAUCAUCGCUCAAGUGAAGAGUCGAAGGAUGUGCUGAUAGCCUUUCCCAAUGACCGAACUGCAAGUAUCAGGUCUGGAGAGCAGAAUAGACAUUUCAGGACAAUUUUCACAAAGAUUCCAAGAUACAACUAUGUGGAUCCUGAUUUUGCAUAUACUGAAUUUGAAAGAAUAGAAAAGAAAGCACAUGACAACUAUUAUGCAAGAUACAUUGAACAUUCAAGAAACAUGCGCCUACAGAGAAAAGCAGAGAGGGCAUACGUGUAUUCAUAUAACGAUACAGACAUAGGAUUACAGCCAGGAUCAGGUAUAAAGUCACCUUCCCUCUCAGAAACAGAAAUAGAAGAGGAGUUACCUUCAGCAAUGUGUCAGAUCAGACCUAACCAAAUGCUAAGUACCAAGAAGAUGUCAUCCAAGGAGACAGCAUCUCUGAAAAGAAAGGUUCUCAAAGGACUUAAGUCAGGCCCAUCCACAUCCCAUGAAAAACAUGAUUGUAGCUUAAUUUUGACACCAAAGCAAAUUCAUCAAGUAAUCAUUGGGCCCUCUGUCCUUAAUUUUGGUGAAGUUUCUGUGAACUCCACAAAUACUCAUCUACUGCAUGUUAUUAAUAUGCUACCUAUGCAUAUUUUGAUCCAAUUAGAUAUUGAUUUGGAAGAACUUCAGAAAACCAAGCAGUUUUCAUAUGUGGUUCCACCUACAGCUAGUACUCAUAUUUCAAUGGUAUUUGACUCUCCAACCUUUGGAAAAUUUUGGAAGGCUUUCAGCUUUACAGUGAAUGGUAUACCCAGUGGGCACAUCCUAGUGACGGCAGUUGUCAUCCCAGUAAAACUUGAGCUAUCUUCUCAUGAGCUAGUAUUGAGACCGCACAGUUCCUCGAUGAAAACAUGUUUUAGGGGAACGGUUAGGUUACAUAAUCAUCAUAAUUAUUUUCCCCAGUUUGAAUGGCAACCAGUAAACACAGGAAGAGGGAUGGCAUUUUCCAUUCAUCCAGCUAAAGGUACGGUUGAACCAUACUCCUCAUUGGAUUGUGAAAUAACAUGGCAGCCAAGUUUCAUUUCUCCAGAAGAGGGAGAAUUUAUUCUUCACAUCAAGGAAGGAAACACGCUGACACUAAAAUGUGUUGCACAUGUUGGUCACACCAAGGUCAUGUGUUUGCAGCCAAGGAUAAUCUUCAGUAAUAGCCCUCAAGGUUUGACAACUUGGAGGAAAGCCAUUCUUCGCAAUGUUGGACAAAACCAUGCGUAUUUCAAGGUUUGUGACCAGAGUCUUUUGUCUACCAUUAAUAUUGUUCCAUCACAUGGAAUAAUUCCAGUGGGGGGGCUAACUCUUCUCAACAUCUCCUGUACACCAACUGUGGCAGAAAACUUUGAUACAAGAGCUGAGGUUGCUAUUCGUCAUGGAAAUGUCAUAGACCUUAGGAUUGGUGGAUCUGUUGAGAUUGCUGAUGUCGAAAUUAAUCCGGAUGUAUUUAACUUCAGUGGCACAUAUAUUGGCACCACUCAGGUUAUUCCAUUUUUAAUAAAAAACAAAGGUAUAACGCGUGCAAGAGUGGAUUUCAAUUUAGAAGAGUUUGAAGAAUUUUCAGUGGAUUUUAAAGGUAAAUCAGGGGAAUUCAUGGGCCCGGCAUUUCCCAAAAUAAAUUCUUUGGAAUUAGAGGAAAAUACAUCUCUGCAGUGUGGCAUAGCAUUUUCUCCCAAAGAAGUGCCAUUUCAUUUUCUGUUAAAAGCAGAAAAAAUUAUUCUCAGGAAUAUUCAGAUCAAGGUCAAGAUCAACAUAAUCAAGAUCAACUACCCUCCUGUCACAAAACAGUAUCCCAACUAUCCAAUGAGUUUCAUGAGGAAGACUCAGGUGAUGAUAUUAGCAAUUUAAGAAUCUGGUAUGAUCUUGAGAUCCACAGCUCUCCCAGACCACCAGCAAACAUCAUUGAGGUGAAAUGUAUUGCUCUGGAAAGCGUUUGCAUUGCAGUUCCUCUCUCUAAUCCAAAUAAGGAAAUUAUUCACCUAGAUGUGCAGUUACCGAGUGUCGCCUUUAGUGGACUCAAGGAACUUAAACUGCAUCCACUAGAAUGCACCAACUAUGUUGUAUGGUAUA
Messenger RNA from Manis pentadactyla (Chinese pangolin), 3750 nucleotides. Its product is annotated as cilia- and flagella-associated protein 47-like. Lineage: Eukaryota; Metazoa; Chordata; Mammalia; Pholidota; Manidae. The record is from RefSeq and is a predicted model, not a curated record. The transcript is spliced from 24 exons. Bases 7 to 3528 code for a protein of 1173 amino acids.